Messenger RNA from Pistacia vera, 1981 nucleotides. Its product is annotated as cysteine--tRNA ligase 2, cytoplasmic. Gene Ontology annotation, cellular component: cytoplasm. The transcript has 9 exons. The coding region runs from base 101 to 1744 and encodes 547 amino acids. The record is from RefSeq and is a predicted model, not a curated record. Gene Ontology annotation, biological process: cysteinyl-tRNA aminoacylation. Gene Ontology annotation, molecular function: ATP binding; cysteine-tRNA ligase activity. Lineage: Eukaryota; Viridiplantae; Streptophyta; Magnoliopsida; Sapindales; Anacardiaceae.
ACUCCACUCUGAAUCUCUAAAAGAGAAGUUUCUUAGGUUUAGGGUUCCUCCAAAUCCAGACGGCGAUAAGGGAGAGGGAGGAAGCCGCGUCGUUUCAACAAUGGAGCUGAAAGUAUACAAUUCGAUGACGCAACAGAAGGAGGUCUUCGAGCCGAAAACCCCCGGAAAAGUGGGCAUGUAUGUCUGUGGGGUCACGGCGUACGACCUGAGUCACCUGGGCCACGCUCGUGCCGCCGUCUCCUUCGACAUUCUCUACAGAUACCUACAACACUUAGGCUAUGAAGUUACUUAUGUUCGGAACUUCACAGACGUAGAUGACAAGAUAAUUCGUCGUGCAAAUGAGCUUGGAGAAAAUCCUCUAAGUUUAAGUGAUCGAUAUUGCCAAGAAUAUCUUGUUGACAUGGCUGAUCUACAGUGCCUCCCUCCUACCCAUCAGCCACGAGUGUCCGAUCAUAUGGAACAGAUCAAGGAUAUGAUAACUCAGAUUAUCAACAAUGACUGCGCAUAUGUGGUUGAGGGAGAUGUGUUCUUUGCUGUUGAUAAAUCUACAAAUUAUGGUCAGUUAUCUGGACAAAAGCUUGAACACAAUAGAGCUGGUGAGCGUGUAGCUGUUGACUCUAGAAAGCGUAAUCCUGCCGACUUUGCACUUUGGAAGGCUGCAAAGCCUGGUGAACCAAGUUGGGACAGCCCUUGGGGUCCUGGAAGACCAGGGUGGCACAUAGAAUGCAGUGCCAUGAGUGCUCAUUAUCUGACCUUCAAGUUUGAUAUACAUGGUGGUGGAAUCGAUUUGAUUUUUCCGCAUCAUGAAAAUGAGAUUGCCCAGAGUUGUGCUGCAUGCCAAGAGAGUAGUGUGGGCUACUGGAUGCAUAAUGGGCAUGUAACUAAUAACAAUGAGAAAAUGUCAAAAUCAUUGGGCAAUUUUUUCACAAUUCGCCAGAUCACUGAGCGAUACCAUCCACUGGCAUUGAGACACUUCUUAAUAAGUGCACACUAUCGAUCUCCUCUCAAUUACACAGUCUUGCAGUUGGAAAGUUCAUCUGAUGCGGUUUUUUAUAUAUAUCAGACAUUGCUAGAUUGUGAAGUUGCUUUAUCAUCAGCUCAAGAAGGAAGCCUCAAAGAUGAAAUAGAAAAGAAAGGUGGCAAAGUAGCCCCGAUUACUAAAUCUGCUGAAGACUGCAUCAGUAAGCUACGUAGUGAAUUCCAGACUAGAAUGUCGGAUGACUUGAAUACAUCACCUAUAUUGACUGGUGCCUUCCAAGAUGCCUUGAAAUUCAUAAAUAGUUCUUUGAACUUGUUGAAGAAGAAGCAACCCAAAAAACAACAGUUAUCCAUGUUUCAGUCCCUUGUUGAAGUGGAGAGAGAGGUCAAGGAUGUCCUUGGUAUUCUGGGAUUGCUGCCGCCAGGAACUUACUCUGAGGUUUUAGAGCAGUUAAAAGAGAAGGCAUUGAAGAGAGCGGGAUUAGUGGAAGAUGAUGUCUUACGUCUGAUUGAGGAAAGAGUGACUGCUAGGAAAAAUAAAGAGUUCUCUAAGAGUGAUCAGAUCAGGGCUGAUUUGACUACAAAAGGCAUUGCACUCAUGGAUAUUGGUAAGGAAACAAUUUGGAGACCUUGUGUCCCAGUUGAACCAGAGCCAGAAGCACCCCCAGCUGAGAAAGAGCAGAAGGCCGCCACAACAGCAGCAACUGGAGAAGAACAAAGGCUUGAUGAUGAACCUUGGACAGCUUUUACACAUGGCCCCAGUUAAUUUUUCAAGCGGUGACUGGUACAGUUAAAAUUACCGACUAAUUUAAGAAAAUACGUACAAUAUUUAAUUCACAUGUCAAGUUAUGUUGUAACAUUUUGAUGAUUUUCCCUUGUUAUGACUUAUGACCCCGUGAAGCUACAAGUAAGCGUACUGGGCCUUACUUUUACUGGUACUGGCAUCACCAAACAGCCUGUGAGCAGAAACUUUAUAUUUAUACAUGUCAAAUUAUUUUUAUUA